Molecule: messenger RNA, 4091 nt
Organism: Prionailurus viverrinus (fishing cat)
Lineage: Eukaryota; Metazoa; Chordata; Mammalia; Carnivora; Felidae
Gene: AIMP1
Product: aminoacyl tRNA synthetase complex interacting multifunctional protein 1
Exons: 8
Coding region: 138-1046 (302 amino acids)
Molecular function (GO): tRNA binding
Source: RefSeq, a predicted model, not a curated record
GGUGGAACGCUCAGGCGUUUGGUGAGGACACCUCGUUGGGUCCUUUCUCACUGCCGUCGGGUGAGGGACGGUGCCCCUAAUUGCUGAAGACUGAGGCUACCCGGUGAAGGUCUCCAGGUUGCUCUGUCCACCGAUUUAUGAUUUUCUGCCGUAUCUUUAAAAAAAUGGCAACUAAUGGUGCUGUUCUGAAGAGACUGGAACAGAAGGGUGCAGAAGCAGAUCAAAUUAUUGAAUAUUUAAAGCAGCAAGUUGCUCUUCUUAAGGAGAAAGCAAUUUUGCAGGCAACUUUGAGAGAAGAGAAGAAACUUCGAGUUGAAAAUGCUAAAUUAAAGAAAGAAAUUGAAGAAUUGAAACAAGAGCUAAUUCAGGCAGAAAUUCAAAACGGAGUGAAACAAAUACCAUUCCCAUCUGGUACUUCACUGCAAGCUAAUUCCACAGUUUCCGAAAAAGUGAUACAGUCUAUACCAAUAACAACUGUAUCUUCUGGUGCCAAAGAACAGAUAACAGGAGGAAGAGCAGAAGAAAAGAUGAAAGAGAAAAUUGAAAUGAAAGAGAAAAAGGAGAAAAAACAAUCAAUAGCAGGAAGUGCUGACUCUAAGCCAAUAGAUGUUUCUCGUCUGGAUCUUCGAGUUGGUUGUAUCAUUACUGCCAGAAAACAUCCUGAUGCAGAUUCUUUAUAUGUAGAAGAAAUAGAUGUUGGAGAAACAGCCCCAAGAACAGUUGUCAGUGGCCUGGUGAAUCAUGUUCCUCUUGAACAGAUGCAAAAUCGGAUGGUGAUUUUACUUUGUAACCUGAAACCUGCAAAGAUGAGGGGAGUAAUAUCUCAGGCAAUGGUAAUGUGUGCUAGUUCACCUGAGAAGGUUGAAAUCUUGGCACCUCCUACUGGGUCUGUUCCUGGAGACAGAAUUGUUUUUGAUGCUUUUCCUGGAGAGCCUGACAAGGAGCUAAAUCCUAAGAAGAAGAUUUGGGAGCAGAUCCAGCCAGAUCUCUGCACUAAUGAUGAGUGUGUGGCUACAUACAAAGGAGUUCCCUUUGAGAUAUUGUAGGAACAAUGAAAAUUAACUUAGGAAUUAUGAGCUUUCAAGUUCACCAGCCUUGAGAUGAUGACUGAUGAGGGCUACCAAAAAGAAAUGCAUCUCUGGAGGUAGGAGUAUAGAUAUUGUUUGAAAGAAAAAUCAUACAUACAAUAUCUAGCUGCUUAUAGUCUCUAAUCAGAAAGAGAGGCAAAAUAAAUUUAAAAUAACCCUGCAUGCCAGCUUAUGAAAGGUAUAAUUAAAUUUCAUUUAUUUAAGUCCAUGGAGUUCUGGUAGGCCAGUUUUAUCUUCUUGCUGAAAAACCAAAUAUUAACAGAGCAUCAAUAGCAACAAUUGACAAGUAAACACAAAUGAAACUCAAAAGUUAUUUUGUACUCAGGAUAAAUUAUUCUUUUGGAAAUAAGACUGUGAUAAAAUCUUUCGUGAUUCUGUAUUUUCUAAUUUUUCCCAAUUAAAUUUCUUUAAAUAUUCUAAUAUAAAUUAAAGAAUGUUUCAACUACUUAGAUAAUUGAAAUAUUUGUUCCCAGGUUUUAAAAUUACAUAAAACAUUAAUCAAGUCAUCAGUGUAGCCCCAUUAUCAGUCAUUGUUUUUACAGGAAAAAGAAUUCUAUUUUAUUUGUCUCACUGGGAUAAGAGAGUUCUUACGGAAUCAACAACAACAAAAAUGGCAUUGGUAGUGAACUGUACAUAAACCUUUUGGCUUCUGACUAGUAUUCAGCCCUUUAAGGAUUUCAGCGGUAGAAGAUAGUGUUAGGUCACAGCCUAAACAGUUGGUGCCUUUCAGCCUCUAUUUAAACCAGAAAAUAAUAAAUCAAUGAAGUUGACCCAAUCACAUGAUGCUUUCUUAAGCAAGAUUGGCCCACUAUCUUACAGUGAAUAUUGGGAGUACUAACUUUUCUUAUAUUUAGAAAUUCCGUGUGUAUUAUUGCUUUGAGAUUAGUCAUUUUCAGGGUAUGUUGAUUUUAAUAUAAAAUUGAAAAUUUUUUCUCCGCCUUGCUUUCACUAAAAGCAUUAGGUACUCUAGGAUACAAGAAUAAGUGCCCACCAAACAGAUAAUUUAUCAUUGCUUUUUAAAAAUAUGUAAAUUUCUAUUUAGACUAUCUACAGAAUAUUCAAAGUAACUCAUUGCAGUUUAAUAAGAAGCAUGUCAGCAAGACAGAGGGUGUGGAUAAGACUGUGUCAAGCAACAUUAGUGAGUUUAACCAGGUCCCAGAGUCUUGGCCUUGGCUUUGCAGGUCCAAAAGCCUGCAUUUGUAGAUGACUGUCAGAGAUGCUAAGAUAUCCAAAGAGCUUAGUAUUGGUUUUGACACCAGAUUAUCUAGUUUUGAUUUCUGGCUGUACAACUUAAAUGCAUAUGUAAGCUAGGGUAACUGUUUAGCCUUUAUGUACUUUAUUCCCCUUGUUUAAGAUGGGUACAGUAAAGUACUUAGAGUUGUAAAGAGUGUGGGAGUUUAGUACCUAGAGUACUUAAGACAGUUCCUAUUAUAUAAUAGAUACAUAUCAUGUUGAUAUUAGUUUAUGGUAGAGACAUUCCUUUUCCAGAAACUAGCGUUCUUGAGAUUUCCUGAUAAGUUAAAUUCUUGUUCAGAACGUUACUCAGUGUAUAUGAAGUGAGCAGAGUAUCUUAAGGAAUAUUUCAUACAGACUGAGGUCCUGUUUUUUAACAAACUCUAUUAUUUUUUUGUACCAGAUAUAGUAUCUGUUACCUUGCUGGAGAUGUUCAUUACUACAUUACUGAAAAUUUCCCACUGAAAUCUGUUGUUUAGAUAUUUAGAUACCAUUCAUGUUCAUUGAUGCCCUUUGACUGGUUUAAUAUUAAUGAUAAAGUUUUAAAUAGUUUUGCAAUUUUCUUAUACUAGGAAGACAAUAUUUCUCACUAUUGUGUUUUAGUUUAUUAUAAAUAGAAGCAAUUCUCUUUUCAAGUUCUUGGUCAGUGGGGAAGCAUAUCACUAUUGCGUGUAACAGGAACAUUAAAAGGAUAUGAGUAUACCUCAGCUUUCCAGGGAAAUUAUAUGUUGUACCUUUAAAAAAAUAAAAAUACCAGAAGUGCUCAAUACUAAGGGUAUACUUUAGCCACAUAAACUGUGACACUCUGAGCAUUAUGCAACAAUGUAAAAAACUAAAACUUUAUCACCAAAAUACCAAAUAAAAACUAUGGAGGAAAAUUAAUGUAACUCAACUAACAAUAAUAUUGCAAAUUACUGUUCUGUGGAGAAACCUUUACUCUCCAAAAUUUCAAUUAAGGAAUAAACCAUGCCCUUUUCUAACAAAAGUUGGGGGAGGGGAGUAUAUUCAUAUUUCUCUAUUAUGGAUUUUUAUUAUAGAAUUAUUAUUAAGAUAUUUAGUGCUUUAUAGCUAACAAAAUAGUUUCACACAUCUUAUCUGUUUCUUAACUCUAUAGAGGUAGACCAGCCAUUUCAUUUACCCUAAAGAACCAACAGAAAAGUUAAAUAAAUGCCUGUGCUUAGUGUAACUAGCUGAAACCUAGAUCUUCUUCCAGCUUUUAACUAAUCCUGUGCUCUUCUCCAUUACAAUAUACUACCUUAUGUGUCACUUAAAUGCCCUGUGGUUUCUUGUAUUUGCAUGAGAAACAACUUUUCUUCUGUUUAAACUUUAGGAAAAGAUAGUGAUAAACUCCCUAAACUGUAGUAGUUCAUGUAAGGAGAUUAGGGUGACUCCUUUAGUGGAGUAUUUAAGAGAUUCUAAAGAGAGAAGUGAGAUCAUUCAUUAAACAUUGCUUUGGAGUGGUUGGUUACAAAGAUAAUUUACCAACUUUCUUCUUUUUGUUGCAGAAGUUCUUAGGAAGAAUCUCUUGGUAAAACAAGGCUGCUGCUGCUGGUAGCAGUUGGCUUGAUUCUAUGAAUAGUGUACUGUUGAGGGCACUGAUCCUGACUGGCCAUCCCCAAAGCCAACCUAUGGGAGAAGUCACUAAGUUCUGAUAGAUAGAUAGAUAGAUAGAUAGAUAGAUAGAUAGAUAGAUAGAAGUAAUAUUUAAUUAUUUAAUCCAGGAGCAACUCUAUAGUUACACCUCAUUUGCAGUACUGUUUGGAUGAUAAU